Molecule: messenger RNA, 2334 nt
Organism: Mastomys coucha (southern multimammate mouse)
Lineage: Eukaryota; Metazoa; Chordata; Mammalia; Rodentia; Muridae
Gene: Il4i1
Product: interleukin 4 induced 1
Exons: 9
Coding region: 291-2198 (635 amino acids)
Biological process (GO): amino acid catabolic process
Molecular function (GO): L-amino-acid oxidase activity; polyamine oxidase activity
Source: RefSeq, a predicted model, not a curated record
GUUGGAGAGGGAGGGGCGAGCGGUUACUCACUCCAUGGCUGCGGAAAGGAGAGGAGGCAACGGCUGCGGCGGCCUCGGCUGAAGUGACGGUGUGAGCGGAGAGUGAAGGCGCGGAAGAACACAGGCAGAUGUCCUUCUUUGUUGACCAGUCUCAUCAUUAAAUCACCAUGAAGACAGCAAAGGACCUGGCUUCUCUGGCCUAAUGAGGCAGUGGGGAAAAGCUAUCAUCAUUCAUCCUGGUUCUGCCUACACUAGAGGAUGACUUCAGUUCCAGGCUGACCAGAAAGGCCAUGGGCACCAGGAAAGCCCCCCAAAGACCAGCAUGCACCCUGCAUCUUGUCCUGGUGACCACCCUCCUUGGUCUGGCAGUCUCUCUGGACUGGAAGGCAGCCUCCAGCCUGAACCCUAUCGAGAAGUGUAUGGAGGACCAUGAUUAUGAGCAGCUACUCAAGGUGGUGACCUUGGGCCUCAAUCGGACUUCAAAGCCCCAGAAGGUGGUAGUGGUUGGUGCUGGUGUGGCUGGGCUGGUAGCAGCCAAGGUGCUCAGUGAUGCAGGACACAAGGUCACCAUUCUGGAGGCAGAUAGCAGGAUUGGGGGCCGUAUCUUCACUUUCCGGGAUGAGAAGACAGGCUGGAUAGGGGAGCUUGGGGCCAUGCGAAUGCCCAGCUCCCACAGGAUCUUGCACAAGCUCUGCAGGAGCCUGGGCCUCAACCUGACUCAGUUUACACAGUAUGAUGAGAACACGUGGACGGAGGUGAAUGAUGUGAAGCUGCGAAACUAUGUGGUGGAGAAGAUGCCAGAAAAGUUGGGCUACAACUUGAACCAAAGGGAAAGGGGUCAUUCCCCAGAGGACAUCUACCAGAUGGCACUCAACAAGGUCUUCAAAGACCUCAAGGCCUUGGGCUGCAAGAAAGCCAUGAAUAAGUUCAACAAGCUUACGCUCCUGGAAUACCUCCUCGGGGAGGGCAACCUGUCCCGACCGGCUGUGCAGCUCCUGGGAGAUGUGAUGUCCGAGGAGGGCUUCUUCUACCUCAGUUUUGCAGAGGCAUUACGCGCACACGCUUGCCUGAGCGAUCGACUCAGGUACAGCCGCAUCGUGGGUGGCUGGGACCUGCUUCCGCGAGCGCUGCUGAGCUCGCUGUCCGGGCCAGUGCUGCUGAACGCGCCUGUGACGUCGAUCACUCAGGGGAUGUACGAUGUGCGCGUGCACGUCGCCACCCCGCUACAGUCUCCCAGCUCGAAGGUGCUGACCGCGGACGUGGUGCUGCUGACUGCCAGUGGGCCCGCGCUGCAGCGCAUUACCUUCUUACCGCCCCUGACUCCCAAGAGGCAGGAGGCACUGCGCGCGCUUCACUACGUGGCAGCCAGCAAGGUUUUUCUGAGUUUCCGUCAGCCUUUCUGGCACGACGAACACAUCGAGGGCGGCCACUCCAACACUGACCGCCCAUCGCGCCUCAUAUUCUAUCCGGCGCCGGGCGAGGGCUCACUGCUUCUGGCCUCCUACACGUGGUCGGAUGCUGCAGCCCCCUUCGCUGGACUGAGCACGGAGCAGACCCUGCGUUUGGCGCUCAAGGACCUGGCGGCCCUGCACGGGCCUGUGGUGUACCGGCUGUGGGACGGCAGGGGUGUGGUCAAGCGCUGGGCAGAGGACCCGCAUAGCCAGGGAGGCUUCGUGGUGCAGCCGCCAUUGUAUGGGCAAGGGGCCGAGGACUAUGACUGGUCAGCCCCUUACGGCCGCAUUUACUUUGCGGGCGAACAUACAGCUCUCCCGCAUGGCUGGGUAGAAACCGCUGUUAAGUCCGGGUUGCGGGCUGCAAUGAGGAUCAAUAACCAAGGGUACGGGGUGGUCGACCCCGAGAUGACGGAGCAUGCACACACAGAGGCCAGCCCCUCAGACCAGCAUCUGGACGGGGAGUGGCCGGAGGAGCAGCAUGCGCAGGAAGAAGUCAGCCCCAAGGAGCAGGAGGCUCAGGAAGAAGUCAGCCCCGAGGGCUCGCACAAGCACUUGGUGGAAAUAAGCCACGAGGGGCAGCAACACGUGUUCGUGGAAGCCAUACCUGAGCUGCCAGGACACGUCCACCAGAAUGUAUAUCCUUCGGAGCACGUACAUGUGCAUGGGGAAGUCAUCCCGGAAUUACAAGGGCGUGGGCAUGUACAUAGUAAACACGGGCCUGUGGGAUCUGGUACCUCAAAGUAAAUGCACUGAGAGGCGGACCACUCUUAAUAGCAAAGGGGAAGUGAGCAACCAGCUCCUAACCCAGCCCUCUUCAGGGCAGGGCAGACAGACCACCUACAGAAAUAGCCUACAAUAAAGUUAUUUUUGUUAAACCAGA